This is a messenger RNA of Lactuca saligna, 1311 nucleotides long. The record is from the annotation of a GenBank genome assembly. NCBI's taxonomy places the organism in Eukaryota, Viridiplantae, Streptophyta, Magnoliopsida, Asterales, Asteraceae.
UUUUUUUUUUUUUUUAAUUUCCAUUCACCUGGUGUUUUGGUUAUUAAAAAUGUCAAGAAAGAGGAAAACUCUUAUUUUCAUCGCUUACAUUCUGAUGCGAGUAUAAUCUGAGCUCUUGUCUUUUAAUAAAUUGACAUUUUUAUAUUUUGAUACUAACCAAGAUUCGUAGAUCUCUGACUUCUCUUGUUGAUCAUAAAGAAAUUGUUACCAUACAACUUGGUGUCUCAGUUAUUGAUAUGUUUAAUUACAUUAGCUUUUUUUGGGAGACGCGAUAUGUAUGAAAAUGCAUCAUUAAGAAGGUAUGUACAAUGUUCCUUUUUUAAAGUUUGAAAGUUAUGUGUGUUUUAUUAGCCUAGCCCUAUUUUACUUCAUUUUCUUUUGCUUUGUAGUUUGUUCAAAUUGAUCAUUCUCUACUGCAUAUUAUCUAACAUAUCUAGACCAACAAGAAGAUGAUAAGGUUUAACAGUUGUAGAUAUGUCAAUUCCAUCUCAUUUCAAAUCUGAAAUUGGAGUUACUGUUUUUAAAGGGCUAAAUAUUCGUUAUCACUAUUUCCUUCUAGGCCAAAUUACGAAAAGCAUCCAUUUGGUAGUUGGAGUUACUGUUUUAUCUGCCUAUUUUACUUCAUUUUCUUUUGUUUGAAGGGCUAAACAUUCGAUAUCUCUAUUUGCUUCUGUCCCUUGUGAUGCACCAUCUAAGUUAUAGUUUCUGUCGUUUUUUUAAUUUAAUUUUAUUUUAUUUAUUUAUUUAUCUUUUUCUGAUUUGCAGCAAUCAAUCAACCGAGGUGACAAGAUAUUCUUAUAAAUGAGGCUAAUAAUGAAGAUGAGACAAAAGGGAGUCGGUGCUUGUUCAUCAAUUUGAGUUUUGAUUUUUCAGUUUUUGAUGAUUUUCAGUUGCUUCAAAUUUGUGUUAGAUAUCAAAAUAAUUUACUGUUUGGGGGGGAAUGAUGUCGAGCUUUUCACCAUUCAAGAUGUGCAUGGUGUCAUGGUGAAUAAUGCACAGGAAGAAUUGUUGCGGUGGCAUGCUGAAAAUGCCAAAAAUAACCCUAAAAUCAUUCAUGCAAAUGAAAAGUGGACAUGCGGUAUCAUAGAAGUUAUUGAUCAUUUCAAGUUGGGAACAAGUAUAUCAUCUAGAGAUGUAACAAAUCUUUCAAAUGUAUAUUUGGACUGUUUUGUCCCUGCAAAUGAAGUAGUCAAAGUUAGCUUAUUUUUGGAGAGGUGGCGACGUCUAGAAGUUGAAAAUCCUGAUGUCUUUUUGAGCAACCUCAAAUCUGUAUGUGGGCAAAAGGGGAAAGCAAUAUCGAGUUCGGGUUGA